AUCCGUUCUGUAGCGCUGGAACGAUAUGCGAUCGGCGACCAAGAGCAAGAUGACAAAGAUACAGAACUAUGUCCGCGAGCAUGGUGAAGAUUGUCCGUACAAGCUGAACCUGGUGGAGCGACUCAUUUGGGACACGUUUAGCGUGAAGCCGGAAGAGUACAUGAAGGACUUGAAUCUGAAGCUGUGGCGCGAGAAGCAGCAGCCAAGGACGGAUGGUACGGUUGGAGGACCGCAGCACCAAUCCGCGGUUGAUAGUGUUUCGUCCUGCUCGUCGCAAAUGUCGGCCGAGCAGAACUUUGACAUGGGAUGGAAUCAGGUGGCAACGACAACGACAGGCCACGAUACUGGUUUAGGGUGGAACUCGCCAAUGCCGUCCUCUUUCGCAUCCAUGAGCAGGGACAACAGCAUGGUGGAGGAUUCUAAUCAAACGGUUGGAGGAUUUUAUUCCACCUCUAGCUGCACCCUGCAUUCGGACCAGAACUAUGGAGCACAAUCGUCAACGGCUAUGGCCAUGGGAUAUCAAGGAUAUGCCGGUGGGUCUUCAAACCAGUGGACAUCCUCCUGUUCUGAGCUGCGAGACGAAGCUUCACUCCAUCAUCCGCCAAAGAUUGCUUCCUCGACAGAUCUCGUGCCCGGCAGUAAGAUGCUGCGGGAGUUGAACAAACUGUUCGAUCUGGUGCUGAAACAGAACGAAGAGAUACUCGCCUUAUUAAGACAGCCAAACAGUGAACAUUAA
This is a messenger RNA of Anopheles maculipalpis, 736 nucleotides long. RefSeq lists its product as uncharacterized. The record is from RefSeq and is a predicted model, not a curated record. The coding region runs from base 26 to 736 and encodes 236 amino acids. Lineage: Eukaryota; Metazoa; Arthropoda; Insecta; Diptera; Culicidae. The transcript has 2 exons.